This is a messenger RNA of Heterotrigona itama, 2057 nucleotides long. Lineage: Eukaryota; Metazoa; Arthropoda; Insecta; Hymenoptera; Apidae. The record is from the annotation of a GenBank genome assembly.
GCGAAACAAAUAAUAAAUUUAUUACUUCUUAGUAGUAAUUUCUAUCCAGUGAUGUUAUAUCGACGAGUUCAAAAAGAAAGCGACGGAUUAUUGUUUGGUCACUCGUUAUGGUCCCCAGCGAUAUUAUUUUUCGAACGAGUCCAAAAAGAAAGCGACAUAUUGUAUACGGUUUGGUCACUCGUUAUGGUCCGCGAACUAGUUGCCAGCGCAACUGGGUGCAUAAUAUUCGGCUCGGAUCAAGAAGUGGCCGGUGUGAUGAGAGCGGUCCGACGUUGCAACGCGACCGGCGCCUUCUCGUGGAUCGGGAGCGACGGAUGGAGCGCCAGGGGCUUGGUUAGUAAUGGCAACGAGCCGGAAGUGGAAGGUACCCUAUCGGUUCAACCUCAAGCGAAUCCUGUCAAUGGUUUCGAGGAAUACUUCCUGAAUCUGACCGUCGAGAACAACCGGAGGAAUCCGUGGUUCGUUGAAUUCUGGGAAGACCACUUUCAAUGUAGAUACCCGAACGCAUCCGUAACCCCGUACAAUCAAAAGUACAAGAAACCAUGCACGACGAAAGAGCGUCUGACGAAACAGAACACGGUGUUCGAGGAUCAGCUGCAAUUCGUCUCCGACGCUGUCAUGGCCUUCGGCUACGCCUUUCGAUCCUCUCCGCAAUUGUCCUUCCGCGGAGCAAGGAACAGGCUCUUCAUUGGCACGAUUUCGUUCAAGGUCUGAGCGGCGACCAGUUCGAGUUCGAUCAGAACGGCGACGGCCCGGCGCGGUACAACAUCAUACACUUCAAACAAAUCGAGCCCGGCAAGUACAAGUGGGUGCGGGUCGGCGAAUACGUUAACGGUGAAUUAAACUGGAAUAAGACCGAAAUCCAAUUUAAACUUGGACAUCCUCAGCCGCCCGAAAGCGUGUGCUCUCUACCCUGCGAGGUCGGCCAGGCAAAGAAAUACGUCGAGGGCGAGAAAUGCUGUUGGCACUGCUUCAACUGCACUCAAUAUCAGAUACGACAUCCGAGGGACGAGACCCAAUGUACACCAUGUCGUCAAGGAACGGUGCCAGACGACACGCAUUCCGCUUGCCGCGACAUCCCCGAGGAGUUCUUGCGUCCGGAGAGCGGCUGGGCGAUAGGUGCAAUGGCUUUCUCCGCCACGGGGAUUCUGAUAACGCUGUUCGUCUGCGGAGUGUUUCUGAAGCACAACGACACGCCGGUUGUUCGCGCGUCUGGUCGCGAGCUGUCCUACGUUCUACUGUCUGGGAUUCUGCUCUGUUAUCUCGUCACUUUCGCCCUCGUUCUCAGACCGACGGACGUUGUUUGCGGCAUUCAAAGAUUCACCGCAGGUUUCUGUUUCACCGUGGUCUACGCGGCGCUCCUAACCAAGACAAAUCGGAUAUCGAGGAUCUUCAACGCGAGCAAGCACAGCGCGAAGAGGCCCUCCUUCAUAUCACCGCGAUCGCAGCUAAUCAUCUGCUUCGGUUUGGUGUUCGUGCAAAUUUUAAUUAACGGCCUCUGGAUGAUAAUCGAUCCGGCCAAGGCGAUGCACCACUAUCCAACCCGUGAGGACAAUUUGCUCGUUUGCAACAGUUACGUUGACGCCAGUUACAUGAUCGCUUUUGCAUACCCCAUCAUGCUGAUAGUCGUUUGCACCGUGUACGCUGUCCUCACGAGAAAGAUCCCAGAAGCUUUCAACGAGAGCAAACACAUUGGUUUCACCAUGUACACCACGUGUGUGAUAUGGUUGGCUUUCGUGCCGCUGUACUUUGGAACUGGAAACAACGUCGCACUGAGGAUCACCUCGAUGUCAGUCACCAUAAGCUUGUCCGCCUCCGUAACUAUAGUCUGCCUCUUCAGUCCUAAGUUGUACAUCAUUCUAAUACGGCCGGAAAGGAACGUGCGUCAGAGUAUGAUGCCAACUAAGUAUAGCACGACGAAAAGCUCGGCGGUCACGGCUACCAAUGCCUCUAGCAUGAUAGCGCCAGUCACGCUGACCGCGGCUACCUGCGAUCAGAACAAGGCUGUGAAGAAACACAUUGCCACCACCAUAGACUGCUCGACCCAAAGCGAAUGU